CUGUCAAAACUCGUUCGCGCACAUGCGAAAUUUGUUUAUUUUUAUUUAUUCAUACUGUGUUUAUUGAAUCGGUCGAUUACCCGGAUUAAAUCCUUCCCAUCCGCCGGAGACAUGGCCAAUAAGCAGCACCGCAAACAAAAUAAUGGUCACCGUGUUAAAGGCAAAGGUAAGCAGUACCUUUCGGUCGCCGUCAAAAAACAACGACGCAAGGAACGAGCCCAACGGCCACCGGUUUCCCGUUUCAAGAAGAACCUGAGGCACAUCGAGCGCAGUAAGGAAGCAAAUGAGGCAUUGAAACGGCAGCAGGAAGCAGAACGCAAGUAUAAGACCAAAAUGAAUGGACCAGCGCUAGAGCAGGAAUUAGCCUCCAGUGAAAGCGAGGGCGAAGAAGCCGAACAGGAAGAUCACUUCGAGCUGCUGGUGAAGACGUUAAACAGCGGUCGUAAAGGAGCCGCUCGAAGGGAAGAGGCUAUCGAGAGUGAGGAAAGUGAGACCGAAAGUGAUGAGGAAGAGGAUGAUCCGAACGAACAGGAAAUGAUGGUUGGUUCCGAUGCAGAGAGUGAGUCCGGAACUGACGAAGAAAUGGAUGACGAAGUUGAGGAUGAACCGGAAACGGAAGACCCUUUUUUGGCUUUCGUCAGCCAUUGCUUUAGCCCUCAGAUGUUAGAGUCUCUUUCGGCUAAUCCGCCAAUUGUGCACCGAGCUACGAUUAACUUUAAGCGGAUUGGACAUCUUAUAGUAGAGAUUCCCAAAGAUCGCAUUACGGAAGCAAAGAGUACUGCCAUUUUGUCUGAUGACGAAGUUUACGCUUCCGAAGGAACGAUUCCAGAAGCUAUGGAUGUGAAAAAGUUGGAUCUAAAAAAGUUGUACUUGAAAGAACGGAUUCAGCGACAUUUGGAAGAACCGUUUUUCACAGGUCUUCAAGCGGAGAUUUUUUCGGUGUUAAACAAUUAUCAGGAUCUGUAUUAUCCUGCAAGGACUAUUUCUAAUGGAGAUGAAAUUCGUUUCGUAUAUUGCCUUCACGCUUUGAAUCACAUCAUUAAGACAACCUCGAAGAUAUUGCACCACAAUUUGAAACUAGCCGAGUUGGUCAGUAGUAAGAAACAGAAAAAGAAGGAAAAUAAACUAGCCAGCGUCGUUCCGGAAUUUCGAGAUCAAGGACUGGUUCGCCCUAAGGUACUGAUUGUUGUACCAUUUCGCAGUUCCGCGUUGAAAGUUGUCGAAACCUUGAAGCAGUUGUUUGCCGGAGAUGACUCAAAAGCAAUUACAAACUACAAGCGCUUCCAGGCGGAGUACGGAGGAGAAACGUUAUACUUUCCUAAGCACAAUCCAAAGCCGGAGGAUUAUGAGCAGACGUUUGGUGGAAACACGGAUGAUAAUUUUCGAAUUGGCAUUUCGUUUAGCAAGAGUUCGAUGAAGCUGUACACCAAAUACUACAAUUCGGAUCUGAUCUUGGCAUCUCCGCUGGGACUGCGAAUGACAAUCGGUGCUGAAGGCGAAUCUCAAAGAGAUUAUGACUUUUUAUCGUCAAUUGAGAUGUUGAUUUUGGAUCAAACGGAGAUUUGCCUGGCGCAAAAUUGGGAUCAUGUCAACCAUUUAAUGGAUCACCUUCACCUGCAACCACAAAGUACGGAACACACGGAUUUUUCCCGGGUUCGCUACUGGUGCCUUAAUGGAUGGUCUCGCUUUUAUCGCCAGACGUUGAUAUUUUCGUCUCUCGAUUUGCCCGAAUUUCGUUCAAUUUUCAACAACAAAUGUGCCAAUUAUCGAGGAAAAGUUCGUGUUGCAAAUCCUGUAAAAAAUGGAUCUAUCCGCCAUGUCGUCAUCCAAGUACCGCAAACUUUCCACCGCAUCGAGGUAAGCUCAUUGGAGCAAUCAUUUGAUGCCAAGUUCCACCACUUUACAACCGUUCUGCUAUCCCAGCUUCGUUCUAUCACGAUGGCUCGCUGUCUGAUUUAUGUACCAUCUUACUUCGACUACGUACGCCUACGAAACUACUUUAAAGAGGAAGAAAUUAGCUUUGUUCAAAUUUGCGAGUACUCAAAAGAUGCCAAAAUAGCUCGAGCUCGGGAUAUGUUCUUCCAUGGAAGCAGUCAUUUUAUGCUCUACUCCGAACGCUCGCACUUCUUUCGACGGCCGCGAAUCAAGGGCAUCCGACAUCUGGUGUUUUAUCAGCUACCAACCUACCCGCAGUUUUACGCUGAAAUGAUCAACUUGAUGGCUAAUGAGUAUCAAAAUCGAAAGGACGGGGUCGACGCAAGUACCAUGACGACGACGGUACUGUAUACGAAGUACGACCUUCUUCGGCUUUCGGCUAUUGUAGGAACCGAACAGGCUUCUAAAAUCGCGGGAAGUGCCAAAGCGGCGCAUACAUUUACCACGCAAAAGUAAUAAAAUAUAAAGUCUACAAUUAAAUUUCAUCUACUUUAUUUGUCGUUCGAACAUCACCAAUUCAUUCCCAUUUCUUUGAAAUAUCAAUGUACUCUCCGUCGGGCAUUUCGUACCCGCU
Molecule: messenger RNA, 2509 nt
Organism: Topomyia yanbarensis
Lineage: Eukaryota; Metazoa; Arthropoda; Insecta; Diptera; Culicidae
Product: U3 small nucleolar RNA-associated protein 25 homolog
Exons: 1
Coding region: 112-2391 (759 amino acids)
Biological process (GO): maturation of SSU-rRNA from tricistronic rRNA transcript (SSU-rRNA, 5.8S rRNA, LSU-rRNA)
Cellular component (GO): small-subunit processome; nucleolus
Molecular function (GO): rRNA binding; U3 snoRNA binding
Source: RefSeq, a predicted model, not a curated record